GGAGAGGUCGGAGAGCGAAGUGUAGCGUGGUGGUAGCGCCAGUCCCCUCCUUCUAAUAAAAGCCGCUCACUAAGCUCCGUUACACAGACAGUCACAGAAAAGUCGAGGAGAGCAGGAGCCGCGGAGAGCUCCUUUUCCAUUUUCUUACGGAGUUCAAAAGUUCUAUCGUGUCGUUUGCGAAUCGGUGGUGUGAUACGCAAAAGAAGAAGAAGAAGAAGAAGAAGAAAAAGGAAAAGAGAGACGAACGAAGAUGAAGAUCAUCGUGAUUUUGGCAACGGUCAUGUGCGUGGGUUCGGUCAUCGCGUAUCCACAUUCCGAAGAGCAGAUUAAAUCCGAGGCACUCAAUCGAUUGAUGCUGAUCGAAGCCGACGACAAGGACGCCCUAAGGAGCAAACGGACGAUCGGUAUCCUGCGUGAAGUGUUCCCCGAAAUUUCUCAGGACGUGAACCCGGAAACGGAGGACAGGGCGAACGAGGUGCAACAGGUGGCCGAGUCGCAGAAGAACGAGGUCAAAGUGCAGUUCGCGGACGAGGAGGGUGCGGCGGACGCGGUCGCGCCUUUGACGCCUCUCGACGAGGUGGUGAACGAGGACGACGAGAACAGGAACAAGAGGUUCCUUUCGAGCCUCGGCGGGUUGAGCGGUUCCGGAUCAAGCGGGUCCGGCAACUUCCUCUUCGACAUACUCAGGCAAGCGGCCGACGGGGCGGCAAGAGCGGCGGGCACGGUGUACCGCGUGGUGGCAGGUACGCAGAGCCUAGGGCUCGGUUUAAGCGCUUCACGGGACUUGGGCCCGGUUCCCCAAGGUGCCGCCCCUGCUGCCGCUAGUUCCUCGACCACGGCGGGAUCCUCGACCAGCGCACCGGCCGCGUCAGGAGCCGGCAGCCUACCACCGGUGGUAGCCGGAAGCGGAAGUCGCCUGGACUCUUCGUCGACUGGCGAGAGCGGGGAACCCGAUGGGGUUCACGAGGCGGUCCCGGGGCCGGUUACCAGGCUCUUCGUCAUCGCUAACAGAGGAAUUGCCAAUCUUAUACAGGAUCUCAUUCUUCGCCUGGCAGCGACGAGCGAGCGCAUCGUCAACUUCAAGGCGAGACUGAUCACUUCCAUCAUUUAGGGGAUAAACGCGCGAUAUCAAAGCGUAAGGAAAAGAAAAAGUGCCCGAUGACGAUCGAAAGAUCGCUUGGGAAUCACCAUUCCUGGGCCGUGAUUGUCGAGCAAGGAGCACGGGUACGACGUUGGCAACGUGAACAACCGCGUUGCCCCCUUGUCCCCGAGAUCCAAAUCCGCCUCGUCGAAUUCUCUUUGUCCCGUUAAAUAAUUUAACCUCGCGUCCUCCACUUCGCGUCCACCUGGCGGCCAUCCAUCUUUGUUCUUCGACCCCCGUGCUUCGUUUCCCUCUUCGUUUCCUACUUCUCGUCCUCCCAUUCUCUCUCUCUCUCUUUCUUUCUGUCUUUUUUGAUACUUUUUCUUUCUUUUUUUUUUUGUUUUAUACGUAGUUACAUAGACCUUUCUUAUUUAGUUUGUGGUUACUUACGUAGCGGUUAGGAAGUUUACACCUCGCGAGAUUCAUUUCGCUCGAACUUUCGUCGAAAUGGUGUUCUUCUUUCUUUCUUUUUUUCUCUCUCUCUCUUUAAAUCCAAAUAAAAUUCAAUACGCGUUCGAAUUUUGUAAUUCUUUUGCUGCAAUACUUGAAAUCUGAUCGAUCGAUCGUGAUAAUAUUCGAUUUCCGUUUGAUUUUAUGAAAAAGAAUUGACGCAAAUUCGAGUAAAAUCUCGCUUGGUAUUGAAAUGUAUAUAGCUGUUCUUGGUAUUUUACAACUGUGCCAAUCAUUCUUCCCUCCCGAUCGAUGUACACGUAUAAUAAGGGCUACCAACCCGCUGCGGUGAUUGCGGUUACCAUCUAAACUAAACAGAUUCUCGCUAUUGUACAGAAUUAUUAGUUUGAAAUUCACUCGACCGUUUAAAUGUCGCGUACGAGAUAGAACGAUAUCGAUGUCUUUUAUCUUGGAGAAUAGGCGAGACAAGAAAAAUGGUCAUCCUCGAACGAUACAUAAAAAAGAGCGUCUAUCUUCGAAAUUGAACGUGCUAUUUCUUUUAUUGUAAAUCGUCUCUGUUAUUUUGUAGUGUAAAUAAAUAAAUACAAAUUGUCGUAAAA
Messenger RNA from Apis cerana (Asiatic honeybee), 2151 nucleotides. RefSeq lists its product as uncharacterized. The record is from RefSeq and is a predicted model, not a curated record. Lineage: Eukaryota; Metazoa; Arthropoda; Insecta; Hymenoptera; Apidae.